CCAGAAACACGCGCGCGUGCGCGCGCGAGCGGGCAACUAGGAUGUCCGCCGCGAUGGGCCGUUCUUUUCCCGGUGUCCAGGCUCAGGCCCAGCCGCCUCCGCCCGAAGCGUGGCCGCCCCUGGGCCCCGAGGAGGAGCUCUAUGACUGUCCGGAUUACUACUACCUGCGCGACUUCCCGGCCUGCGGGGCCGGGCGCACCAAGGGCCGGACGCGGCGCGAGCGGGAACUGCGCACUAACUGGCUGGUGCCCGGCGGCCACGAGCGCAAGAUCGCGCAGAAGCUCUUCAACGGCCAGCGCCAGCGCCGCCAGCGCCAGCUGCAGCCCCGGCCGCGCACCCGUCUCGCCUGAGCGCUGGAUACCCAUACCCGAAGCAGCUGAUAAAAGUAUUUUCUCUGACACCAGCUGUAACUGUGGUCCUAAGGGGAGUGGUCCAUGAUGGUCAACAGAACUUUUCGACAGCGCUUAAGUGUACUGCUUCAGUAUCUUUUACUUACCAACUGUUAACAUCCAAGUGGGUACGCCUGUUCAGGGUUUUUAAUUAAAAGAGAGCAGCAAGAAUGG
Hippopotamus amphibius kiboko is the source of this 563-nucleotide messenger RNA. RefSeq names its product nuclear protein 2, transcriptional regulator (gene NUPR2). The transcript has 2 exons. The record is from RefSeq and is a predicted model, not a curated record. Gene Ontology annotation, biological process: regulation of transcription by RNA polymerase II; negative regulation of cell population proliferation; negative regulation of cell cycle. NCBI's taxonomy places the organism in Eukaryota, Metazoa, Chordata, Mammalia, Artiodactyla, Hippopotamidae. Gene Ontology annotation, cellular component: nucleus. The coding region runs from base 42 to 350 and encodes 102 amino acids.